AGAACCCUCACGAAGCGGGCGUGGGAAAGAGCGUUCGCGGGGGAAGCUGGGAAACUUCGGUCAUCCGCCACCAUUUUACCAGAUUUAAGCCGCAGUGACAGCGGGUCAGAGCACACUUGAGCCAUGAAGCUACUGACCAGAGCCGGGUCCUUCUCGAGAUUUUAUUCCCUCAAAGUUGCCCCCAAAAUUAAAGGCACAGCUGCCCCUGCAGGAGUUCCUCUACAUCCUCAGGACCUUGAGUUUACCAAAUUACCAAAUGGUUUGGUAAUUGCUUCUCUGGAAAACUAUGCUCCUGCAUCAAGAAUUGGUUUGUUCAUUAAAGCAGGCAGUAGAUAUGAGGACUCCAACAAUUUAGGAACCUCUCAUUUGCUGCGUCUUGCAUCCAGUUUAACCACAAAAGGUGCUUCUUCUUUCAAGAUAACCCGUGGAAUUGAAGCAGUUGGUGGUACAUUAAGUGUGACUGCAACAAGGGAAAAUAUGGCAUACACUGUGGAGUGCCUGCGGGAUGAUGUUGACAUUCUAAUGGAGUUCCUGCUUAAUGUCACCACAGCGCCAGAAUUUCGUCGUUGGGAAGUGGCUGCCCUUCAGUCUCAGCUAAAGAUUGACAAAGCUGUGGCUUUUCAGAAUCCGCAGGCUCAUCUCAUGGAAAAUUUGCAUGCUGCUGCUUACCGGAAUGCCUUAGCUAAUUCACUGUAUUGUCCUGACUAUAGGAUUGGAAAAGUGACAUCAGAAGAGUUACAUCACUUCGUUCAGAACCAUUUUACAAGCGCACGAAUGGCUUUGAUUGGGCUUGGUGUGAGUCAUCCUGUUUUAAAGCAAGUUGCUGAACAGUUUCUUAACAUGAGGGGUGGACUUGGCUUAUCUGGUGCAAAGGCCAAAUAUCGUGGAGGUGAAAUUCGAGAACAAAAUGGAGACAGUCUUGUCCAUGCUGCUGUUGUAGCAGAAGGUGCUGCUAUAGGAAGUGCAGAAGCACAUGCAUUCAGUGUUCUUCAGCAUGUCCUUGGUGCCGGACCACAUGUCAAGAGGGGCAGCAAUGCCACUAGCGUCUUGUACCAGGCUGUUGCCAAAGGAAAUCACCAGCCCUUUGAUGUUUGUGCUUUCAAUGCCAGUUACUCAGAUUCUGGGCUCUUUGGAAUUUACACUAUUUCCCAGGCUGCAGCUGCUGGAGAUGUUAUCAAGGCUGCCUAUAACCAAGUAAAAACAAUUGCUCAAGGAAACCUUUCCAGUGCAGAUGUCCAGACUGCCAAGAACAAGCUGAAAGCUGGAUACCUAAUGUCAGUGGAGUCUUCUGAGGGCUUCCUGGAUGAAGUUGGAUCCCAGGCUCUAGUUGCUGGUUCUUAUAUACCACCAUCCACACUCCUUCAGCAAAUUGACUCGGUGGCUAACACUGAUGUCAUAAAUGCUGCAAAGAAAUUUGUUUCUGGCCGGAAGUCAAUGGCAGCGAGUGGAAAUUUGGGGCAUACACCUUUUGUUGAUGAGUUGGAACCCUGAAGCACAUACUGCAGGGGAGAGAGCGGAACAUUUUCUCAUCCAGUCUGUAAUAAUUUAUCUUUUUUUCUCAACCAAGUAAAAUAUAAAACAUAAAUGCAGGUAAUUAAUCCCAGGUGACAUAGAGUCAAUAAAACAUUCUACUUAAAUGUU
Molecule: messenger RNA, 1641 nt
Organism: Sciurus carolinensis (gray squirrel)
Lineage: Eukaryota; Metazoa; Chordata; Mammalia; Rodentia; Sciuridae
Product: cytochrome b-c1 complex subunit 2, mitochondrial
Exons: 14
Coding region: 124-1491 (455 amino acids)
Biological process (GO): proteolysis
Cellular component (GO): mitochondrion
Molecular function (GO): metalloendopeptidase activity; metal ion binding
Source: RefSeq, a predicted model, not a curated record